Colletotrichum karsti is the source of this 1044-nucleotide messenger RNA. RefSeq lists its product as uncharacterized. The record is from RefSeq and is a predicted model, not a curated record. NCBI's taxonomy places the organism in Eukaryota, Fungi, Ascomycota, Sordariomycetes, Glomerellales, Glomerellaceae. The transcript has a single exon. The coding region runs from base 1 to 1044 and encodes 347 amino acids.
AUGGCAAUCGGUUUGCUGGGCAUUCCAAGGGAAAUCCGCGACUUGAUCCUAGAUCAAGUCAUCUUCCUUCCCGACCGCGAUGCGCCGCUGAACCCCUCCGUCAGCCAGGAUCGGAAAAGGCGAGAGUACAAGGGUAAAGGGUUUUUCGACGGCCACGACGUCUGGGUCGAGAAGCAGCAAACCCGCGAAUCCGCCCCGCCCGCCGGCACGCCCAACACCGCAAUUCUGCUCGUCAAUCAGCAAUUGCACGAUGAAGCCAAGGCCCUUCUUGCGUCCAAAGGAACCCAUUGUCGACUGGACGUCAUGUACGUCAAGGAGUGUGGCUUGUGGCCGACUUGGCUUGCCGUGCCAAGAACGACCCGCCAUGCCGACAGCGUCCACGUCCAGUUCCGCAUUUUCGACCCUCCGAAAGACGUCGACCCGGACUGGAAGAACGCAGAACAGUUUCGGGGUGGUGAUGGCGGCCCGCCCUUUAUCGUCUGGAAUUUUUACGCCAUGCUGUCUGGCUACCUGCGAUACGGGCCGACCGCCUUCAGCAGCGUCGUCGCCGACCCAAAUAACUUCACCAUCAAGAAGCUGAUACUCGACGUCGUCGCCCCGCCGGCGAACGAGAAGCACGACCGCCUAGUACCCGGAGAUAACAGCCGCGCAUCCAACCUGUUUGAGGGCUUCACUCAUCUGGUUAUGGAUGCGGAAAAGCGCGAGCGCCGCGGGAUCACUUGGCCCCGCCCGGCGGAAGGAAAGGAGCACCUCAUACCGGCUGAGAAGCUUGCUUUCUUCAUGUGCAGCCAGAUCGGAGGGCUCCUCUCCAUGUAUCGUGACUGGGCCGACUACGGCGCCGCCCUGUACGAGGGCAUCGGCAGCAUCCAGAUUCGCGUCAACGGCGAGAUACGCCGCGACUUCGACAUGGACGAGAUGCUUGCCAGGUUACCCAUCCAGCCCAUUACGGCUUGGAACGAAAAGGAACAGCAAAAGAGACAGAAACGCUUCGACGACUGGAAGGCCCAAGCGACAACAAUAAGACGGGCUUGGAAGAAAACGUGA